Molecule: messenger RNA, 8275 nt
Organism: Stegostoma tigrinum
Lineage: Eukaryota; Metazoa; Chordata; Chondrichthyes; Orectolobiformes; Stegostomatidae
Gene: hltf
Product: helicase-like transcription factor
Exons: 25
Coding region: 143-3229 (1028 amino acids)
Molecular function (GO): hydrolase activity, acting on acid anhydrides, in phosphorus-containing anhydrides; ATP binding; ATP-dependent chromatin remodeler activity
Source: RefSeq, a predicted model, not a curated record
AGCCAGGGCGAAAGUGAAAGGAGCUGGGUUUGUGGAGUGGCCGGGCUUUAUGUUUGGCCUUUGUUUUUAUACGAAAGAUACCCUUUGCAAGUCACUGGCAGGAGGGAAGAUUUGAUUUUGGUCUGAAGAUUAUUUGCAGAGCAUGUUGUUCUGGCGGAAUUGGACUAAUUCCCAGUAUCUGGGUGGACGAACUGCAUCCCAGUUUUCUGAUGGCAGUUUUCUAUUUGCUCCGGAUCCUGAAGAGUCAUUAUCUCAGAUGAUAAAUCGUUCGUUAACAGAUGACACUGCGUCACCAGAUGAGGAUCUGGAUUCUGUUUUAUUUGGAAACCUCCGUGGGAAUGUGGUUGGGAUGCGUUAUUAUACAGGAGUGGUGAACAACAACGAAAUGGUUGCCCUUCAGCGAGAACCGAACAAUCCGUACGACAGGAAUGCAGUGCAAGUAAACAAUGUGAAUGGGAUUCAGGUGGGACAUAUCAAACGGGAAUUAGCAGCCCCUCUGGCUUUUAUCCUGGAUAAUAGACUUGCCAGAGUUGAAGGAGUGGUUCCUUACGGUGCUAACAACGUGUUCACCAUGCCAGUGCAACUUUCAUUCUGGGGCAGAGAAGAAAACCGUGAUGCUGUCCUGGAAAGGUUAAAGAGACAUGGGUUUAAACUGGCACCUCCCACAAAAGGUUCCUUUUUAGGUGGUGGGAUUGCUGAGGCGUGGUCUGGAAUGAGAUCUGCGAGACCUGGUCCCAGUUACAAAGCUCCUGUGCACACUGCUGUGCAGAUGACAGUGGAACAGCUCAAGAAUGAAUUUGACAAGUUAUUUGAAGAUCUGAAAGAACAUGACAAGACUCGGGAAAUGGAACCAGCUGAGGCUGUCUGUACGCCCUUGCUCCCUCACCAGAAGCAGGCACUAUCCUGGAUGGUACUGAGAGAGAAUAAUGCGGAUCUGCCUCCAUUCUGGGAACAAAGGAAUGACAUGUAUUAUAACCUUCUGACAAACUUUGCAGAGAAGGAGAGACCCGAAAAUGUUCGUGGAGGAAUCCUGGCUGAUGACAUGGGCUUGGGAAAAACACUGUCGACUAUUGCAGUAAUCCUUACAAAUUUUCACCAGGGACAGCCACUCCCCACCGAAAAGUUCACACAAGGACCAGUGAUAGAAGAGGAACCACCUGGGUUAGCUGAUGCUUUGGGGCAAUCGUCUGCACAUCAAGCUAACAAGGAGCUAUCCGGUACUUUCAAAACACAAACAGGUGCUGACAACAGGAACCCGGCCACUGUGAUUAAUACCACAGGAAACAUUAAUUCCUCGGGAUCGAAACCGCUUGCAUCUUCAUAUCCCAAAAGGAAGAAAACAGAGAAUGUUAAAUACACGUACAGCAGUGAUUCUGAAAAGGAUGAAGAAUGUAUCUCCACAAAAAAGAAAGUGAAAACACAACAGAAAAGUGCAGCGGCUAAGCGAACAGAAUGGAAACCCACAAGUAGCAGGAGAAAAGACAGCAAGUCGCAGUCUGGUUGUGGCCUAAUGGACGAUAUUGAUUUUGCGGCUGCUCUUGGUGGCGGGUCAAGUUCCACUUUAAAAAAGAUCAAGAAAGGCUGUCCAAGCACACAGACCAGCACUAUUACAGCAGCUAAUAUAAAGGCGAGAUCGACCCUGAUUGUGUGUCCUCUCUCUGUGCUCAGUAACUGGAUUGACCAGUUUGAGCGUCAUUUAUGCCCUGAUGUGAAAUUGAAUAUGUAUCUUUAUUACGGCUCUGAGAGAAAUAAGUCUGCAUCAUUCCUUGCUGAACAGGAUAUUGUACUGACCACCUACAAUACGCUAACAGUUGAUUAUGGGAGUGGGAGUGCCAGCCCCCUGCAUAAAGUGAGCUGGCUCCGUGUGGUAUUGGACGAGGGCCACACCAUACGCAAUCCAAACGCCCAGCAGACCAAAGCUGCGCUCACUUUGACUGCUGAAAGGCGAUGGGUCUUAACAGGCACACCAAUUCAAAACUCCUUGAAGGAUCUUUGGUCCGUCCUUUCGUUUCUGAAGUUGAAACCAUUCACAGACAGACAGUGGUGGCAUCGGACGAUCCAGCGGCCUGUAACCAUGGGGGACCAACACGGUCUCAAACGGCUGCAAGCGCUAAUAAAAAACAUUACCUUGCGAAGGACCAAAACCAGCAAGGUAAAUGGUAAACCUGUAAUUGAGCUCCCUGAGCGCACGGUUUUUGUGCAACAUAUAACCCUAUCCGAUGAAGAAAAACAAAUCUACGAGUCUGUGAAGAAUGAAGGCCGGGCCAUCAUUGGCAGAUAUUUCAGUGAAGGAUCCAUUUUCACACAUUAUGCAGAUGUCCUCGCCAUCCUCGUCUGGCUGAGACAGUUGUGUUGUCAUCCUCGUCUGUUUGCAAAUUCUUCAGCUGUGAUGGGUUCCUCAGACAAUGCCACACCUGACGAACUGCGGGAGAAACUGCUGAACAAAAUGAAACUGGUUUUGAGUUGUGGCUCUGAUGAAGAGUGUGCCAUCUGCCUGGAAUCACUGACCUUUCCUGUGAUUACCCACUGUGCCCACGUUUACUGCAGACCGUGUAUCUGUCAGGUCAUUCAGAGUGAGCAGCCCACUGCCAGGUGCCCCUUGUGCAGGGCAGAGAUUCGAGUCGAACAGCUGGUGGAAUGCCCCCCUGGAGAGACAGACGUCACGGCACCUGACAAAUCCCAGCAGGCCUGGGUCUCCAGUUCAAAGGUCGAUGCCUUGAUGCAUUCUUUGAUUGAGCUUCGAAAGCAGGAUCCCACCGUCAAGAGUUUAGUAGUCUCUCAGUUCACAGCUUUUCUUACUCUUAUAGAAACUCCACUCCGACAAGAAGGCUUUGCAUUUACACGCUUGGAUGGCUCGAUGCCACAGAAGCGGCGGAUUAAUGCCAUUGAGUCCUUCCAGAGCAGUGAGCCAGGCUCCCCGACCAUCAUGCUGCUGUCGCUGAAAGCCGGUGGAGUUGGUUUGAAUUUGACAGCAGCUUCUCGCGUGUUUCUCAUGGACCCUGCCUGGAAUCCAGCCGCUGAGGACCAAUGCUUUGACAGAUGCCACAGGCUGGGUCAGACCAGGGAUGUCAUAAUCACCAAGUUUAUUGUGAAAAACUCCGUGGAGGAAAAUAUGAUCAAGAUUCAGAACAAGAAGCGAGAACUUGCAGCAGGGGCUUUUGGAACAAAAAGACAGCGCGAGAUAAAGCAAAGCCGGAUUGAAGAGAUCAAGAUUCUGAUCGACGUGUAACACUGGUUUUUGGCAUCGGUUCUGCUUUUAUUUUUGCUUUCUAACCCUCCCAAAUGUAUGAGCUUAUUGAAAUUUUGAAACUUUUGAAUACUGUAAUGGGACAGAUAAAUGGGAAGUAAUUUGUAAACCAAAUACAAAUUUAUAUGAGAUGGUAACUUUUAAUGCAGAAUGUUUGAAUUUUGUGAAUCAAAAUGUAGAAAACAAAUUGUCUGUGUAAUAUAGCUUCGAAACUGCUGCAGUUGGAAAGUGCAUCCCUGAGUUGAGAUAUUGAGACAUUGCUCAAUGUGCCUGUUCCAGUUGUUAGGUGCGUAUUUAACAGCCCCGUGGUAAUACUCAGAUUCAGAGUGUUCUGCCAGUCUCCUGACGAAUGUUUUACCCUCAGCCUACACCAACUAAAUCAGAUUUGCUGGUAUCUCAUCUUAACAUUAUUUGUGGAUGUUUGUGUGAGAAUUUUGUGUUUGCCUGAGUGACCAUUUACUGUAUUUCCAGCACUCAGUGCGUGACGGGGAUCGAGAUAUUUUACAGAUGUGGUGGAAUGCUUCGUAAAGGCAAGGUUUUUUAAAAAAAAAAAUUGUCCUGCUUUGUUAUUCAGCUAAGGACUUUUACAAUCAUUAAACUUGACAAUUCUUGUCGAGCUUUAUUACUUUUCCUUUUACAAAAAACAGAAACUUCAGUAAAAUCCUGCUGGUUUGUGUUCCUCAAAACAUUUGCAAAUGGUGAUUCUUACAAAUGAUGAAUGUGGCAGGCUGCAUGGGUGCUAUACAGGCGGACCCCGAUUUACAGAUUUACACUUAGAACGCUUACAAACUCGAUCCUGUACAGAGCUGUAAUUUUAAAGAUCUGAUGUAUGAACAUUCCGAGUACAUAUGAGUAGCCAAUUUGUUUCGUUCUGCAUUGUCUUCCAACUUGUGUAAGAAUCAACUUGAGAAUGGAACCCAUGAGCAGCCCAGUGUCUCCUCGUGUGAGAGACUUUCUAAUCCAGGGCUUUCUAAUCAGUUUUCACCCCAGAGGGUGGUGAAUAUCUGGUGGUGAAUAUCUGGAACGCGCUGCAUGAAAGGCUGGUAGAGACGGGGACCCUCGGCAUUUUAAGAAUUAUCUGGGUGAGCACUUCAAUCACCACAGCAUACACAGCUAUAGGCCAAAUGUUGGAAAAUGGGAUUAGAAUAGACAGAUGUAAGUUACCAGUGCAGACAUGAUGGGCUGAAGGGUGUCUUCCAUGCGGUAAAAAUAGUUUUCCCUUUAAAAUUGCACAUAAACUAAGAUUAACCUUGCAGUGAUUAAAAAGGUGUGCAAUAGUUAUUAUGCAGAGAAGUGAAUUUAAAAAGGGCAGACUUAGGAUCUAUGGGAUUUGACUACAGUCAGGUUUUGGGCCUCUACAAGGUGAGAAAUCACCAUAGUUGUACCAGGGCAUAGGGCUGCGAUCUCAUCAGAGAGAGGGAGAGAUGACUAGUGCUAGUUUAACCUGAGAGUCACCAGGCCUCAAGGCAACCGUCCGUGUAGAGUUUGUAUGUUCUCCGCAUGUCUGUGUGUGUUUCCACUGGAUGCUCUGGUUUCCUCCCACAGCCCAAAGACGUGCAGGUUGGAUGGAUCGGCGGUGCUAAACUGCCCAAAGUGGCCAGGGAUGUACAUGCUACACAGGUUAGACAUGGGGAAAUUCAGGGUUACAGGGAUAGGAAAGAAAGGGGGAAGUCUGGGUGGGAUGCUCUUCAUGAUGGGCUGUGGUGAUGGUAUAGUGUGGGAAUAUUGAGUCCCUGCUGUUGAAGUCAUUCUGCAUCGCAAGCCAGCUAUCCAGCCAACUGAGCUAACUAGUCGCUUCUCUGCAACGACUGCAUAGUGGUCCUUGUGAUGGAAAUCAAGUCUUGCUUUUCCACUGAAGAUACCAUCUGCUUUGAUGCUUUGUGAUCUAGGUUUAAGAAAGAUUCUAGCCAUUGAAACCAGCCUGUAAAUUUAUGACUCUGCAUAUCUCUUCUUCCAUCACCAUCAAGCUAGGUCACUGGUGCUGGUUCACUGGGAGCUAACUGCAACCUCCUUUGCCAGAGGGUAUCAGAAGCGAUGAGUGGAGGAUGAUCCUUGUCCCAGUCAUCACCAGUGCCAAUCGUUGUGCAAUUUGAUUCACUCCACAUACUCUCAGGAAGCAGCUAUGUGUACAGGACCCAGCCAAGGCAGUGGGCCCCAAGAACAGCCCUGUUGCAUUGUUGGAGACCUGUGCUCCCUGAGCCUGCUCCAAGCUCCCAACCUGGCCAAUCCAGAAACUCAAAACAGUCCACGACUUAAACUCGGUGAUCUAGCUAAUCAAACAGAUGAUUGGUUACAGAUUGUUCAGCAAGAAUGGCUGACAUCCAGAUCUCACUUUUUCCAACUGCCCCACAAAGGGCCAGAGGCAAUGCACUUGCAUGCUCUCCACUUACUCAGAUCGUGCUGUUGGACUAACAUUCCAGCUUCAAACUAUCUAGCAUAAAGUAAUCCACCUGUUCGAUUGGGAGGAGAAUUGUGGAAUGUUUAGUUUGCAGCUAACAAAGGCCUAGGUGAAGGCUUCGGCAACAAAUGGCUUUCUGGAGGUGUGAUGUUAUAGAAGUGGAAGUGUAUGUUCUAAUUGGAUGAUCGAACCAGCUUGCCUAUUCAAAAGCUCCCUGUGGGUGUACUUUCUGUUUGCUGACAGAUUUCUGGUAGUUGCCUUCUGUACCAGGAAGGCCCCACAGCACAUUCCAUCUGAAACGGUUUGCUACUAAGCAAAUAAGCAGUGAGAACUGUGGCUCAUUGUUUUACCCUCAUCCAGAGGCGUGGACAGCAGUGGUGCCCUGUCUCAAAUAAGCCAUAAUCAUGGACUAGAAACAUUCCCAGAGCUCUGCAGAUCUGCAUAGGACAGUGCAGCUUUGAUGAGCAAUAGAAGCAGCUUUCUUUCCACAGUAAGUACCGUCUGUACACUACUCAUUGUGAUUAACGCCUUGGAACAUUCAAACAGAAACAUUUCAUUCCAAUUUGUCAUAAUCUGAAUACCCUGCUGUUUAGCACAUAGUAAAAUGUCACAUCUAAGUGGUAAGAAGGAAGCACAUUUUGAUUGUGGAUAUAAUUUCAGUCAUUUAUAAAUUUAGAAUUCAGCACAUUUUGGAUUUCAGAUCAGCAACUGUGUGUGUUACAUGGAGGUUACCCUCCUGCGUUCUUAAACAUGAAGCCUAGUUUAUAUUAGUAACACUGGGUCUGCACCUCUCUGCCACAAGAGGAGAUGAAUCAGUCUUCAAGGAAUGUCACGUGAAGAGGGAUUCUGUGUACACAACUGCUUGUAAAUCUUCUUCAUGGCCAACCCUCUGACAUGGCGUGAUUGUGCCUGCCACCUGUCAUGUCAAAUAAAACUUGGUGCUUUCAUGCUUGUAGCUUCCCACAGGCCAGUUAGUUUGGUUACAUUGACAGUGCAGAUUCAGUUCCUCAGCUCAGAACUGGAUGUCACUUGAUGAGACUGAUUCUGCUGAGGACUAUUGGGGAAGAGAAGAAUUCAUUUCAUUGGCCUGGAAGGUUUUGGGGUAUCCUGAAAAUACAAUUAGCGCUAUUAUUCUGAACUUGUUAUCUUUUUAUUUUUCUAAUUUAUUACAAUGAUUUUGUACUUUUAAAGGUCUGUAAUGCUGGACUUUUAAUUUCUUUAUUUUCUAAUUUUUUUUCCCUAAGAAUUUGUACACAAGAACAUGUAUCUAGGUUCCUUUGAACCUAAGAUGACACCAUAAGUGGCGACUUGUGAACUUUUCACUGUACUCACAUGAGUACAUGUGCCAAGAAACCUAAUACAAUUCAAUUCACAGAUACAAAUCUCUUGUGGCACAGUGACUGUGUCCCUCUCUCAGUCUUGGGUUCAAGUCCCACCUGCUCCAGAGAUGCGUCUGAACAGAUUGAUUAAAAAUAUCCCUAAGUGUAAAUAUUUCACUAUUUGUUGAUUCCUGGUGGGAAUAUGAAGUAAGAACAGGGCUACAUUUUGAUGAAUAGUGAGUAGUGGAUGGUUUCAGAGAGUAACCAUUCAGCUAUCAACCUCGCUGGGAGUGGCAAUGAUGCACUAGAUUUACAAAUGGAGGAUACACCAAGGAAUGCUGCCAGUUCUUGAGUUGCACAAAUGAACUAGCUGAACAAUACAAAAACAGUCAUCCUGAAACAGAUAACAACAAGGUGUAGAGCUGGAUGAACACAGCAGGCCAAGCAGCAUCAGAGGAGCAGGAAAGUUUGAUGUUUCGGGUCGGGACCCUUCAGAAACCGAGUUAGUAAUCAGUUGUCUGGUGAAUCGCAGGUCAGCUUGUUUUUACCGUGUUCAUGGUAGGUAUUAGGAUCCUGUUAGUGUCCUUGUCCAGUAGAAAGAGGGAGCCAAAAUCGAAACAAUAGCUCAACUACAUUUUAACUCAUUGUUGACCCCAGUGCCCAGAGCCAUAGGGAAAGCUUUUACAAAUGCACCAUAGAAUGCUUUCUAUCUGGCUGCAUAACAGCCUGGCACUGCAACUAUCUGUCCAGGACUGUAAGAAACUACAGAAGGUUGUGUGUACAGCCCAGAGCCUCAUGAAAGCCAAUGUACCACGUAUGGAUAAUAAAGUGUGAAGCUGGAUGAACACAGCAGGCCAAGCAGCAUCUCAGGAGCACAAAAGCUGACGCUUCGGGCCUUGACCCUUCAUCAGCUUCACACUUUGUUAUCUUGGAUUCUCCAGCAUCUGCAGUUCCCAUUAUCUCUGUACCAUCUAUGGACUCCAUUUUCACUUCUCAGUGCUGCGGAAAGGUUACAAACAUCAUCAAAGACCCCUCCCACCCCAGAAAUGCUCUCCUGUACCUCUCAUGAACAGCUUCUUCCCUGCCGUUAUCGGACUGAUGAACAGACACUUUAAUUUCAAAUAAUGUUGAUCUUGUUCAUGUUGACCUUGCUUUGCCAUCUCCUAUGCAGUGUAACCUUGUAUGCCUCACCCUGUCUAAGCCGCCUAUGAUUUGUAUGUACUUGUUUUGCUAUGAUCCGCCUGUACUGCUUGCAGAAUAAAGCUUUUCACUGUACUUAGGUACAUGCGACUGCAAUAAAUCGAAUCGAAU